Striga asiatica is the source of this 1503-nucleotide messenger RNA. The record is from the annotation of a GenBank genome assembly. NCBI's taxonomy places the organism in Eukaryota, Viridiplantae, Streptophyta, Magnoliopsida, Lamiales, Orobanchaceae.
AUGGCUUCUACUUUCAAUUCCAUUGCUCAGAUCACCGCAGAAAAAGAAACUUGGAAAAUACGUGUUAGGUGUGAGCGAGUAUGGUUUAAGUUUAUGAGAAGUCAACCCGAUGUUCGCACUGCAAUGGAAAUAUGUGUUCUAGACGAGGAGGGUGAUAAGAUUCAAGCCAUAAUUCCAAAAUGGCGUAUUUCGAAGCUGGAGAAUAUUAUUAAGGAAGGAUCAUUCUAUGUACUAGAAAAUUUUGAAAUACUUCCAAAUAAUGAUGAGUACGCGCCAACAAAACACCCUUAUGUUUUGAAGUUUCACGAGUGCACUUCUGUUAGGCCAUCGGGGAUUGUCAAUAUUCCCCGUUACAUUUUUAACUUCGUCAACUUCAGCGACCUUGCGAGUAAUGCUGAUUACUCUUUGCGCGUGUUUGAUGUUAUUGCCGAAGUGUAUGGUAUGGAUGAGCUGGUUAAAUACGACCGGGAUGGUCGCCAAAUGAUGAGGAUUAAGGCACAUUUACGUAACUUGAGCGGAGAAUCUAUUGAUUGUACUUUGUGGAACGAAUUUGCAAUCCAAAUGGCUGAAUAUUGGAAUAACAAAAAUUGGAAUGUCAAAAAAGGCGAUCCAGUAGUCAUCAUCCUUCAGCAUGCUAUGGUCAAGAGAUGGGGAGCAUAUGUCAACUUGCAAAAUUCGUUAUUUGCAAGCAAGUUGAUUAUCAAUGAUGAUCUGGAGGACAUUAACUCUUAUGUGAAGAGCUUGAAGGAAAAUCCUAUUCAGUUAUCAGUUUCUAAUUUGUCGAGAGAUGAUUCAUCCCGUAGAUCGGCUUCAGAGAUUGAUGAAUUCCCAGCUGAGUUAGAGUUUAAAUCCAUUGCUGAUUUGGAUUCAAUAAAUGAGGAGUGUUCAUGCAUUGUUUACUGCAAGAUUCUGCAUAUUCAAGCCAAUCAGAAUUGGUACUAUAACGCUUGCAACAAGUGCUACCGUAAAGUUAAUGAACAAAAUGACAAAUUUUGGUGCUACCAUUGUAAAGUUUGCCCUGAUGCUGUUAUUGUACGUUACCGUGUGCACGUACGAGUAGAAGACAAGGGAUGUACUGCAACUUUUGUUCUUUUUGAUUCUCAAGUCUCUACACUCAUUGGAAAAAAAGCUGCAGAUCUGAAACGAGCAUUGGAAGUUGCUGGUGAAAUUGAAUCAUUUCCUGACGAGCUAGAGGUAUUGGCGAAAAAAAGUUACUUGUUCAAGCUAGACAUAAAUGCGUACACUCUACGGCAGCGGCAACGAGUAUACACCGUAUCCAAACUCACAGAUGAUUCAUCAGUCAUUUCUAAGUGGUGUAACAUUUGCCAAGAUGACAAGAGUACUGUAUCGUCUGUUGGUGAUAAUGCAAAGUCUUCUGAUCUUACGCCAACUUCAAGGAAGCGUCUUGUUAUUGAUUUUAACGAUGAGGUUAUUAUUGAAGGAGUGGCUCAUUCAGAGCAGUCAUUCACGGCUAAAAAUGCAAAAGUGAAGAUUGAGAAAUGA